Molecule: messenger RNA, 343 nt
Organism: Racocetra persica
Lineage: Eukaryota; Fungi; Glomeromycota; Glomeromycetes; Diversisporales; Gigasporaceae
Source: the annotation of a GenBank genome assembly
CUUUCGGUGCAUGGAUCAUGUUUAUUGUCUCCAAUAAUCUUAUCAUUGGUACCGAAACAAUUCUAUCCAAAUGGUUGGACCGCGAACCGUGCCCAUUUAAGCUUUCUGUUUUCUUCUUUGUAAUGUUCACCCUUCAAGUUCAAGACUUUCGUGAUCAAAAAGGCGACUCAUUGAUCGGUCGCAAAACAUUACCUAUUCUUAUUGGUGAUGUCGCUUGCAGGCGUGUUGUUCCAUGGGAGUUUAUUAUUAUUGAAAUUAUUCUUUUUAUCGUAGCAAUGUGGACUUGCGUUAGAUUAAUUAAAUAUAGGAAUUCAGAUGAGGAUCGUAAAACUUAUGAACUAUG